AUGCACACAGCGGGGCACAUUAUUGAGGCAGGCGAGAAACACCUCAUCCUAAGUGCUUCAAGGAUGCCACUGGGAAAGAAAAACCGUCCCACCUCUGCUCAAGGCAAAAUCGAGACCCAGAAUGUACCCAGUAUUCUGACUGAGACUGAGCCGGUGCGUGGAGCCACUGGACACAGCCUGCUGAGGCAGACUGGACAGAGGCGUCUGAGUUGUGAGGUCCCCUAUACUGGAGGAUCUGAGCUGGGCGAUGAUCAUACAGAGAAAAGCCCAAACCCGGACUGGCUGGAGACAGAACUCCUGAGGCAAAAGUACAGACGACACUCUUUUGCUCUCGGAGACACAAAACUGACCACCCAACAGUACAACAUCAGAUACCCCACCUCCUCACUGUCUAAGCUGAAGAUUGAGCAGAGGGUGUCCCUUGAACAUCUCAAAAAGCUGAAACAGGCCUUUGAGGAUUUUGAAAAGGCUGGCACCAGAUCUCUCGGCCUCCCUCAGUUCAGGCUCAUCAUCAGGAAGUGUUUGGGUUUGCGUGACAUUAGUGAUGCUCAAAUUCACGAGCUCUUCAUGAAGAUCGAUUACUCUGGACAAGGCAGCGUUGAAUGGGAUGAGUUCUGCACAUAUAUGCAGCUGGAGUACACUGAAAAGGAGGAGUCAGUGAUCCGCAGCAAGCAGGCGGCCUUUGCGCUGCCGGCUAGUAUAAAGCCGCUGAGUCACGGAGAACCCAUUCUACGCAUCCACCCCACUCCUGAUGGGACGAUAGUGACCGUUAGAGAAGAUGGGACAGUGAACUACUGGAGCUCCAAACUUCAACUGAGGAAGAGCAAAAGUGUAUUUAAUGAAAGACCAAUUGGACGAACGCCAAAGUGGGCCACUGAUUUCACCAUCAUGCCUCAAUACAACAAGCUGAUCAUUGGAACGGGGGACAGAGAAAUCCAGCUGUACGAGCUCUCCUCGCUGGAGCCUUACUGUCAGCUAAACUCCCUGGAAACAGUGCCUCUGAAAUUAGACUACUGCUACACCGGCCCUGAUGAAUGCACUAUUGUGUAUGGUGAUGUUCAGGGCUGUGUGAACAUCAUACUAAUGACAUCGGUGGGGGAGACUCUGAGAUUGUGGAAGAAGUUACCAAAGGUCGAGAAUGUGCCCAGCAUUGGUAUCGAUCAUGCAGUCCAGUCUCCAAACAUGACUUACAUUAGAUGGAAGGUCCACCAAGACUGGGUAACAGAGGUGAAAUAUUUCAAAAGCAUUCCUGCCGUUGCCUCCACAUCGAACCACGAAGCCUCUGCCCUUGUUAUCGGCUGCAUACUUCCAUCCACCAACAUCGAGCAGCAGAUGAGGGAGAUUAAGGAGGUCUGCCGGGAGGGGAAGCCCAAAAAAGUGGCAUUUGGCCUCGGUAGCCCUCAGCAAAGAGCAGCCUGCGACCAGACUGUCUUUCCCAUUUAUAAAGGAGUCAUGACUUUUGACCUCUGUAAGACACAUAACCUGCUGGUCACUGGAGGGAUGGACAGGCUAAUACGCAUGUGGAAUCCUUAUGUUCCUGGGAGGCCUACGGGGAUUCUGAAAGGUCACUCAGCUCCCAUCUUCUACCUCCACAUCUCCACAGAGGACAGCCGCAUUUUCUCAGUCUCCACAGACAACACUGCUAGGAUAUGGGACAUCCAGGAUCAGGCGUGCCUUUUUGCUGCUCACCCAAAGGCCAGUCUUCUGCAUGGUGACCUCUCUGCCUGCCUGUACUCUUCAGCAGUCAAGGGACUCUACAUUGCCACUGAUUCGCUCGCACUGCUGUCCCUCAAAACCAAAGCAGAGCCACAGGGCUGCUACAUUAUGUCCCAUAAGGAGGCAGUGCUGUGCUGUGGUUACAGCGUGGAGUUUCGGCAGGUGGUGAGCUGCACCGAAGGCUCGGUGAUUAAAAUCUGGGACGUGGACACAGGAAAUCAAGUGUUUGAAUAUGGAGGUGCUCACGGACUCUCCGCCAUAACCUGUAUGACGUUUGACCCGAAAGGAAGAAGACUUGUCACAGGUGGUAGAGAUGGCUGCCUCAAGAUCUGGAACUUCAACAACGGCCACUGCCUGAAGACCCUCAGUCGAGAAAAUGGGGGUGCAGAGAUCUGCGACUGCUCCUAUCUGCAAGUGCACAGGAAUGCAUUCAUAAUUUCUGUCGGCUGGGACCGGAGGAUUGACGUUUACUUAGACUCCCCAGAGGAUACUCGCCAUGUUCAGAGGCCACAACCCUCAUGGCAGGAUGAUCUGAGGAAAGGACACAAAGAGGACAUCCUUUGUAUUGCCCAGUGUCCCCCCUAUCUGCUGGCCACCGGCAGCUAUGAUGGAGAGAUCAUUGUGUGGAAUCUGGUAUCAGGACACAUCCAGUGCCGCUUUCUCUCACCGCUGCCUCCACACUCUGAUGCUCAUCUUAUGGACAGAAGUGUGCUGAGUCUGGUCUUCUUAAGGACUCGAGCGUUAGAUGCUGCAAUCUCCUCUGCCGCUUCUCUCCUCUCUUCUGGGCCUCAAGGUCACGUCCAUUUCUGGAACGUGUUGAAUGGGGGGAAAUGUUUGACAUCUUUCAAAGCGUCUAGACUCCAGCAGCAGAUUACAAAGUUGGCAGUCACUCAGGACGAGCGCCUGCUGUUCGCCGCCGAUCAUGUAGGUUACAUCUAUGUUUAUGACAUCGAGCAGUGCGCCCUGACCCUCGAACAAAAGCCUCCCGAAACCGUGAACUUUUGGCGCGCACAUAUCAGCAGCAUAACUGGCUUGCAGAUCAUUGAGAAUGAUCAAGUUCUGCUCACCUCUUCCACGGACUGCACUGUGCGUCUGUGGAGCGUCCAUGGGGAGUUUAUAGGUACUUUUGGGCAGCCUGAGAGAUGGAGCCUCCACGCUGAAUCCUCCUGGAAGCACCCUGCCGUUCCUUAUGAAGUUCUUAUAGAUCCUCUGAGCAUGCCCUCCCACUGCACGCUGGAUGGGAAGAUGACGCUGUCAGAAGUUCUUAGCUCUGGCAGCAAUGGGGACACCAGAACUGAGUCAGAAUCCCCCAACAAGGUCAGACACCCACUGCCGAGCUUCUCAGACAGAGAGAUCGAGGAGGAGAUUAACAGCUCUUUUUAUCCUGAACAUGGGAAGUGGCUUCGCCAUGAAAUAUUCAAACAUGCUAACAAGACCCUGAACCAUGGGGGCCCCAAGGCCUACCACACUUUGAAGUACUUCGAUGUUGUUGAUGCUCCUACUACAUGCGAGAAGCCCGAUCUCUCCCUUGCAGGGAUCGAUCCCUUCAUAGCCAGCUCUGUGGAUGAGAAACCCUCCGGAAUAUAA
Messenger RNA from Colossoma macropomum (tambaqui), 3303 nucleotides. RefSeq names its product WD40 repeat domain 95 (gene wdr95). NCBI's taxonomy places the organism in Eukaryota, Metazoa, Chordata, Actinopteri, Characiformes, Serrasalmidae. The coding region runs from base 1 to 3303 and encodes 1100 amino acids. Gene Ontology annotation, molecular function: protein binding; calcium ion binding. The record is from RefSeq and is a predicted model, not a curated record. The transcript has 31 exons.